AUGGUCAUGGAGUUCUAUGAUUUAAUGGUCCUUAUAUGGGGUGGAGCCCCAUCCACUGAGCCUCUUUCGUUUGGUGCUCAAUCUGCUGGUCAAGCAGAAGAAAGUCAAGAACAAGGUGUUGAUAUAUCUGGUAAUUCUGGUUUGGGAAAUGAAGAAAAUGAAUAUAUUCUGACGAUUCCCUAACUAGUUCUCUUGGUAAUAACGUGGAUAGUACCAGUAGUGCAAGCAAUGAAGCAACUACCCGUAAACGCCCAGCUUCAAACCCAGUUCCAAUGCUUAUAGACAAUAAACGAAAACAUAUGGAACGACAGUUAUCAGUAGCACAAAGAGAUAAGCUACUCAUGCAAGAAAGUAAAGAAGAGAAAGAAUUUCGCAAAGAUUUAUCAAGUUCUUUAAAAGAGUCUAAUAAUAUAUUUGCUGAGUCUAUGAAGGCCAUGAAUGCCUCUAUGAUGGCAAUUGCCUCAUCAAUGCAAAGAUCAUUUGAACAUAGUGCAGCACCACAGUAUAUUAAUCAUAUGGCCCCUCCCAUAUUUCGAGCCAUAUUCAGCCCAUGGUGA
Molecule: messenger RNA, 557 nt
Organism: Paramuricea clavata
Lineage: Eukaryota; Metazoa; Cnidaria; Anthozoa; Malacalcyonacea; Plexauridae
Source: the annotation of a GenBank genome assembly